GCCAGAAGGACAACCGUCCCCCGGACAGGUUCCAGCUCACCUUCCCGCUGCGCACCAACUACAUGUACGCCAAGGUGAAGAAGAGCCUGCCCGAGAUGUACGCCUUCAGCGUCUGCAUGUGGAUGAAGUCCAACGCCUCCCCUGGCAUGGGCACCCCGUUCUCCUACGCCGUGCCCGGGCAGGCAAACGAGCUGGUGCUCAUUGAGUGGGGCAACAACCCCAUGGAGAUCCUCAUCAACGACAAGGUGGCCAAACUGCCCUUUGUCAUCAACGAUGGCAAGUGGCACCACAUCUGCGUCACCUGGACCACGCGGGACGGCGUGUGGGAAGCCUACCAGGAUGGCACACAGACCGGCAGCGGCGAGAACCUGGCACCCUACCACCCCAUCAAACCCCAGGGGGUCCUGGUGCUGGGCCAGGAGCAG
This is a messenger RNA of Nestor notabilis (Kea), 425 nucleotides long. Its product is annotated as neuronal pentraxin-1. The record is from RefSeq and is a predicted model, not a curated record. Gene Ontology annotation, cellular component: neuron projection; plasma membrane. NCBI's taxonomy places the organism in Eukaryota, Metazoa, Chordata, Aves, Psittaciformes, Psittacidae. Gene Ontology annotation, biological process: axonogenesis involved in innervation. The transcript is spliced from 2 exons. The annotation marks the transcript as partial.